AUGGUGUGCCGAACAUGUGUAGGCAGAUCAUCAAGGUAUCAAUCGGCCACCUACGCUACCUCCAUCUCAAUAGACGACAGAAAGCUGCGCCCAUCUACUGGUGACAAGACUCCUACUAGCCACAUUGUGGGUCACCCCGAUGAAUCAUCUAGUCUGCUCGACGCAUCCCCAUUACCACCUACACCGCGCACGCGAUCAAUAAACGAGACCCUUGACAGUUUCGAGGCCUCAAUACAAGCAAUACAGCAUGAUAUCAAUUCUCGGGUAGCUGCUCGCACAGGGGCCACGAUCGCGAAUCUUACUGCCCUCCGCUCUUCUGAAUCUGCAGAGCCCCGUCUCUCGAACGAGGAAUCGCCCGACGACAACUACAGAGACUUUGACUCCCGGCGACGCAAGAUCAAGAAGCAAGGCUUCACCGGGUCGACUCUCUCGAGUAUCUACUCACCACAUCACAUGUGGAAGGAGCCUCCCAACCCCGAAAAAGUCACUCUCCCAAUGCUCCUCGCCGAACAAACACAUCUCGGCCACCACACCUCACUCUGGAACCCAGCCAACAGCGCCUACAUCUACGGCAUCCGCGAAGGCAUCCACAUCAUUUCCCUCGACAUCACCUACGCCUACCUCAUGCGCGCCGUCAAGGUCAUCCGCGAGGUCGCGCGCCGCGGGGGCCUGAUCCUCUACAUCGGCACACGCAAGGGCCACGAGAACAUCAUCGUGCGCGCCGCCAAGCGCGCCAGCGGCUACCACAUCUUCGACCGCUGGGUGCCCGGCACGCUCACCAACGGGCAACAGCUGCUGGCCAAGUGCGGCGUCAAGAUCGUCGACAUGCGCGACAACGAGCUCAAGAGCUACUCGGAGAUGCUGGAGCAGGGGAAACACAGCGUCAUCAAGCCCGACCUGGUCGUGUGCAUGAACCCGCAGGAGAACGAAGUCUGCUUGCACGAGUGUGGCCUGAACGACGUGCCCACCAUUGGCAUCAUCGACACGGACGUGAACCCCUCGUGGGUCACCUAUCCCAUCCCCGCCAACGACGACAGCUUGCGGAGCGUGGGCCUCAUCGCUGGCGUCUUGAGUCGGGCCGCAGAGCAGGGCCAGGAGUUGCGCCUGGCGGCUGCCGAGGAGGGCAGUACCACGUACGACACGUCCGCGGUCCAGCAGUGGAUAGAGCGGACGGAAGAGCUCGUGGACCUGGAUGUGGAGGAGACGAGCGCCGAGGAUGGCGACGAGGCUGCCGCGAAGGGCUCCAAGAAGAACGCACAGGCAGCAUGA
Cyphellophora europaea CBS 101466 is the source of this 1269-nucleotide messenger RNA. Its product is annotated as ribosomal protein S2. Bases 1 to 1269 code for a protein of 422 amino acids. The transcript is spliced from 2 exons. Lineage: Eukaryota; Fungi; Ascomycota; Eurotiomycetes; Chaetothyriales; Cyphellophoraceae. Gene Ontology annotation, molecular function: structural constituent of ribosome. The record is from RefSeq and is a predicted model, not a curated record. Gene Ontology annotation, biological process: translation. Gene Ontology annotation, cellular component: mitochondrial small ribosomal subunit; ribosome.